AUGCGCAAGUCGGAAACUCACAGCAGUGACGAGCGGCUUGGGAUGAUGCAGCGGACUUUGGGCUCAAGUGCGAACCAGGCAGGGGUCAACUCGGUCAACUGGGCCAGCUGGGCCAACUGGGUCCGCCAGCGCAGCGCAGCCGCGUCGGCGUCGGCGUCGGCGUCGGGGGGCCGGUUGGCCCAUAAGCCCAGCCAUCAAUGGCCCCACCCCAAGUGGACCCGACAUGGACUGUUCUAG
Messenger RNA from Ustilaginoidea virens, 237 nucleotides. RefSeq lists its product as uncharacterized. The transcript has a single exon. Bases 1 to 237 code for a protein of 78 amino acids. The record is from RefSeq and is a predicted model, not a curated record. NCBI's taxonomy places the organism in Eukaryota, Fungi, Ascomycota, Sordariomycetes, Hypocreales, Clavicipitaceae.